Molecule: messenger RNA, 2053 nt
Organism: Truncatella angustata
Lineage: Eukaryota; Fungi; Ascomycota; Sordariomycetes; Amphisphaeriales; Sporocadaceae
Exons: 1
Coding region: 176-1585 (469 amino acids)
Biological process (GO): secondary metabolite biosynthetic process
Molecular function (GO): acyltransferase activity, transferring groups other than amino-acyl groups
Source: RefSeq, a predicted model, not a curated record
CUUUAAUGAGAUCUGACGUCGGAAGUGGUCGUUCAUCGUGACGGAUUGCUUACUAAUUCGCGACACACUUAACAAGAUCCUUAUCUCUGAGUGUACAAGGACCAAUAUGUCGAACCAUGCUGGGUGUCACUUGCAAACUGAUCUGGAAGCACAUAAACGAGCUUGAGUACUAGUUAUGGCUCAGGAAACGAUGCUAUCCUCGGUGGACUGGCUUAUGCCGCGAACCUUUAUCAAUCAAAUCCUUUGCUUUCCAAGAGGCGAUCAUAAAGUUUUCGAACUACUCAAAAGUAGCCUUCGCAGACUCACUGUGGAUGUCCCAUAUUUGCUGUCCGGAGUGGUUGGCCAGGAACAUCCGCGUGGUUCAGUUCGGCUGACCGAGCCUUACCAAACAUUAGACGAGCUAAUGACGCUUUAUGAUUCAUCUCAUGUGCUGGACUAUGCCACCCUCAGAGCAAACAAUUUUCCGCCUACUGCAUUGACCAAUGCCAGUAUCCAACCUCCAGAUACGACGGCACCAUUCUUGAACCCUGUGCCAGUUUUUCGAGCGAAAUUGUCGUUGGUCAAAGGUGGUGCAAUACUAUAUGUUGCAAUUCAUCACAGUACUACGGACAUAACGGGCCUUGGAGCGUUGCUCAAACUUUGGUCUUCGCAUUGUUGGCCAAGUCCCGCGACUGAUUUGGGGUUCAACCGUUCUUGGUGCGAUCGAGGUCCACUACUUGAGAUUUCAGCUUCAUGGGCAGGCAAAACAUUCGACUCCAAUCCAGAGCUUGUUCAUAUUAUCGAACGCAGUGCCCGAAGCAAAGCAACGGGGACACCCCCAAGAGACGUGGCUUACGAGACUGCUAUAUUCUACUUCCCUCGGCAAACUUUGCAACGACUGAAGGUUGCCGUUACUGAGCAUCUGGCAUGUUUGGACAACGGCGUUCGAUGGGUCUCGAAAGGCGACAUAAUUGCAGCGCUGCUCUGGAGUGCCACCGUUUGGGCAGAGCAGACAGGCGAUCCUGAAACUGCACCCGAUGCUGCUAUAACAUGUACGGCAGGGAUUCCAGUAAAUUUUCGCCCGCGACUCAACGAACCGCUGCCGAAACACUAUCUCGGGGCGGCAUUUGCUAUGACGAAAGCCUGUGUGGCACAAAGGGAUCUUUGUUUCCUUUCAGAGAAGAAGCCCGCGGAGGAUGUGCCGUUAGACAGCGAAUUCAUAUCGACCCUGGCGCGUGUUUCAUCUGCCAUCCGUGCAUCGCUAAUAGUUGUGGAUCAACCACGAAUCGAGGACGCAUUGGGUUUCGUCAGCUCAAAGUCAGAUAUCACGUCCGUCAAGCUGGGCCCCCGCCAUGGUGGUAUCUCACUCGUCUCGUGGGCCGAUGAGGGCGUCUACGAGCUGGACUGGGGCGAGACGAUAGGUAUGUGCGAUGCCGUGAGGCUACCGAAGAUGCGAGGCAAAAGAUAUCCCAUCAUACUUCCACGACUACCGAAAAAAAAUGGCCAUGGAGAAGGCCUAGAAGUCAUAGUUAGUUUCGAUCGAAAGACCAUGGCGCGUUUCCGUGAAAGUCAAGUUAUCCGGCUUUUCGGAACUCUAACCUGCUGAAACGAUUAGUUUUUUGCGUUCCUUCUGCACAUAUCUGCACUUACAAAUCCUCCAUCUACUAGCGUCAUUCAGGCAAGUUGUAGGAUGUUAUUGGUAUCGGUCCUAGCAAUUCGCCGGUACACGACUUGGCUGAUCAGAUCUUGAAUAUAUUUAUAAAUUGCCAGACCAGUGCCUACGGUCAUACAGUUACUCGGGUGAAAAAGGGUCCCGUAUCUGCUAGGUCGCUAGUCUUUCGUCAUGAGUCGUCGGUCGCCGUUUAUAUGUCUAAGCUUGCUAAUAGUCACCGUCUAGUUUCCCUGGCAUUUGGCGUCGUCGUGGGUUGGCACGUACAAAAUGUCCAUGGAAACUACAACCAUUUCUACCGAUGUAAGAAAUAAUGUUACUAAAGGCCACUAAGUUGAUGAAUGGUUCAUAGAGGAUCGCGUAGUACAAUACUUAACAAGAUGUUGAUCACACAUGGAAGAUAAU